AUGGCUGCAGCCACGGAUGGAGGGAGCUCUGCUGCAGCAAGUCCAGCCCCUCCAUAUAUUCAAGGCGCUGGAGCUACAGAGUCUCCACUAUCACCAUCAACCCAUCAACUCCCCACACGUUCAUCACCAACCUGUCCACGCCCUGCACGAAGGACGCCACCCUCAUCUUCAUCAUCAUCGGCGCGGGUUUCUCCGUAUCCAUUGCGGGUGCGCACACCUCCACAAACAGCUUCAACUCCACAAGCUUCCAGAGGCCACCGACCGCGUGUCUCCAUCGACGAUUUACCUGAUGAAGGUGAUCAGCACUUCUUGCGCUUGGUUGUGGAACCUAUUGUCAAGUCUACUGUUGGGCAGCGGGAUGCUACGGGCAGACAUCUCGAGAUUUUUGCUGCAAGUGGUGCAUCGUUCGCUGACAUAAUGCACAAGCUAUGGGAGAAGUUUAGUGGUAACAUCAAGGGGCAGGCUGUGAAGACAGAUGACACUUGGUCACUUGAGACGCCAACGGAAGCUUCAUGGAGCAGUGUCAUGCAGCUCAAAUCCAACGGCCGAAUCGCUUCAGCAACGAAGACGCCAGAGCUUUGGAAUAAGUGGAUCGUUGAUCAGAAAAACAAUCCGGUGACACUGUCGAUCUACGAAUACGGUCAGGCGGUCUCCAACGCACGUCUUUUAGAGGAGUUUUUGCAGGCUUGCAUUCGACCACAGAAUACUGAUCGAUCCGGAGCUGCUGCAGAAAAUGUUAUGCGCGAUAUGAUAAUGCAGCUUCAAGAAAUCUGGGGAAAUACGUACCAAGCGAGCGCAGUAACUUGGAGAAUGUGGGCGAAUGACAUUAUGCGCAAUCUGGAUCGUUCGACCAGGGCAAGAGCUGUCUUCGACGCCCCACCAACCCGAUUGGAGCGCUAUCUAGGCCCGUCUGAUGGACUAGUUCACGAGCAUUUGACGCGUCUCACCAGAUCGACUCGUGUAGCACUUGACACUGUGAACUUUGCGCUUGCUGAUAACGCCGAGCUUACGAGAGACUGGGAAGCAUUUGGACGCCGACUAGAAUGCCACAAGCGGGCAUUAGAGGCGCGAAAAGAAACUCUUGAGGGAUAUCACGCUGAUGUUCAAAUGGGAGUAAAUCGUUGCUGCUUGACUCGCUAUAAUGCCGCUGAAACGACCGCUUCAUGAAUCCAAACAUAAACUCAAUGGGAUUGAAAAAUGGGCAGUAAGCUGGAAGAAAUAUAGGAAUGAUUCCAACGCUGCGUAAGAAGUGAAUGAUUUCGGGAUCUCGAUGAAUGGAUGCGCCGUCCAAAAAUCCAAACGGAGUUGGAGCCAGGAUACUGGCGUACGUGUCCACGCGCCGAGUACGCAAAGUCGCGGCAGCAUUGAAAGAACUGAACACGAUCAAAUGUGCCUUCCGUGUUGUAGUAAUCUAUGAUGCCGGUCACUCCCAAAAAUGCUAGUAUUGUGACUCGUGGUUUGCGCUGAAAAUCACCUCGAAUCGCAACUUUCUGACCUCUUAACGAAUAACCUCGCUUCCGAAUCAUUCCACGGUUAUCAAACGAUACUUCGUCAAGAAAGAUAAUGUUGCUGUGGAACCAGUUAAUAUGGCUGAG
Molecule: messenger RNA, 1595 nt
Organism: Phytophthora nicotianae INRA-310
Lineage: Eukaryota; Oomycota; Peronosporomycetes; Peronosporales; Peronosporaceae
Exons: 1
Coding region: 1-1167 (388 amino acids)
Source: RefSeq, a predicted model, not a curated record